Molecule: messenger RNA, 3154 nt
Organism: Linum trigynum
Lineage: Eukaryota; Viridiplantae; Streptophyta; Magnoliopsida; Malpighiales; Linaceae
Source: the annotation of a GenBank genome assembly
CGACUUCCACCUACUACCUCCAUCCCCCUUAGAUUUGUUUCCCCCGCACAAGGCUCGAGUCAUCUACUCCCGGCAUGGCCGGUAAGAGCUGCUCCGGGCAUGGCCAGUAAGAGUCGGGCUCCCUUAAAACCUUCAAUAGGUGGUAUCCCCGUUUUCUGGAAAUAACAGGUUGGGACCCUUGGAAAAAACAAACAACAAAACAAAGAAAAUGAAAAAAGGGUUCCAACCAUCUUUAAAAGAAAAAAAAUAGAGCACCUAAAAAAGUGAGUCCAUGACCUUUCUGUUUUUUAGAGUCUCUUUGUCCACGAAUCACUUGUCCUCCGAUCAUUACUUGUCAUGAUCACAACUCGGCACUAGAGUUCUCGCCGAAGAAGCUAGGAGGUGUCUUGUGCGUUGGUUGACCUCGUAAGCAGCUAAAUGACUUAGAACGUCCUCUACCAACGAUCGUGGUUGCAUGUUUAUAUAAAGGUCUGGAUAGUUGCAUUGGUUUGAGUCAGGAUUGCUUGGGGACAAGCAAAUGGUUAAGUGUGGGAGAAUUUGAUAACGUCGUAUUUGCCUAUGUUUGCACCCUCUUUUCUUGAUCAUUUUAGCUUGAGUUUUUUUAUUUAUUGGACUAUUUUACGCUAGGUUGUGUUCCUUUGUCAUAUUUCAGGUCCUAGCAUGUAAAGUGAAGCCUAGGCGCAAGUGUCAAGUCAAUCUGAGAUCAAUUGGCGACUCGGGGUGAGAAACUCGGGAAUGACUUGAGGAAGAAUGGAUUUCUACCACAUUUUAUUUACAAAGGAUCAUGAAAGGUUGUCAUUAAAAGAAAGAGGACAAGACUACGAGCAUUUGGGAUCAAAUGGCACCUGAAUCGGAGGUCAAACGAGGUCAAACGAGAUCAACAAAGCUUAGGAGUGCAUGCUGGAAAUUGUGCACGGGCGUGUAAAAUUAUGCACGGCCGUGUUAGUUCCCAGGGGGUUUGCACGGCCAAAACUUCAAUUUGCACGGCCCUGCAAGUAGGGGGUGCGAGUUUAAGCGGGUACAAAAGCUGUUUUGCGAUUUUAGGAGAGGGGGAGCUGGGUUUCUGAUCCCAAACACCCAACGGACAAACCAGAGAGAGAGAGAGAGAGAGAGAGAGAGAGAGAGAGAGAGAGAGAGGGCGAUCUAGAUCUAUUCUUGGAGCUAUCUUGGAAGAUUCUUCACCAUUGAAGCUCAAUCAAAAAGUCUAGACAUGAAGAUUGAAGAUCUGGAAAGUUAUAAUGCAAUCUCUCUUUUCUCUAUGGAAUAACUUCCCUUCACUUAGGUUUUGAGAAACCCUAGUUCCAUGUGUUAGGAUCUUUCAUGUAUGAAGUUUUGGAUGAUCUAUUGGGUGAUUAUAAUCGAUUGAGGCAUGAUUUAUUGAGUCAAUUGAAUCUUGAUCAAAUUCUCUUGAUUUCUGCUUUAACCUAUGAUAGAUAGAAUCUGAUUAGGUUAAGAGAGCUUCCCUGAUUAAUAGUAGUGAAUUGGUUGUGCGAGAGUCAGUCAAUUCAUAGCUUUGUACUGGAAUUCAUUCCAUGUAGUGGAGAUCUGUGUGAAUCGCCUUAGCAGUCUAUUCCGGUGAAGGCUAGUCGCCUGUCGGGUAUUCUGUCUAAGAGGGCUUGGUCAGCUUAAGAGAUUCCAAGCUAAAUUAGGAUCUUCCGCAGUUUAAUCAACAGUAAAACAACCAAAAGGAAUUACAACUUAGACCUAAUUGAGGAGCUAGGGGGAAUCAUAUCUAAGUGAGUUCCCAACCUGUAAUUAGUAGAGUAGUUGGAAGAGUAGUUUAGUAAAUCAAUCCUUAAUCUAGUUUGCUAGAUAAUGAACUGAAGUUGAAUAAUAGUAACUCUAAAGACCCGUGGAUUCGGUAUUUAUUACUUGUGCCACUAUAUUGCAGUCCCUUACAUUGGUUACACUUGGCCAUUGUUAGGUGUUGGGUUGUAGCGUGUCAUGUUUUUGGCACCGUUGCAGGGGAACUUUCUAGAUUAUUAGGAAAGGCAGAAGUUUGUUACUUUAGCAUUUUCCUUGCUUUUCACUUGGGUGUUUUAAUUUUUGUUGGUGCAGAUCUGAAUCAUGGAUCCUAAUGGCUUCUCCAACUAGUGGGGGUAUCCACCACCAUCUGAGUGGUAUUACCCCGAGACUUCCUGGAGCAUUCAAGGUGGAGAAGACUAUGGAUUCGGGUUCCAGUACCAACCCCCUUAAUACGGAGAACAAUCAGACCCCUGGGCAUAUCAAGAACAAUCUCCUUAUCAAGAAGAAUUUCUCCCACAACCAGAAGGGCCAUCAGAUCUGGAGUUAGCCAUGGAAGCCUUCACGGGCCAUCCGGCAGAGCCAUGCUACACUCCACAGCCGGAUCCAAACUAUCAUUUGAGGAUUCUCGUGGAGUAGAUUGCUCGAGUACCUAAGAGAUCCUUUCCCGAGAUGGAUCCUCAUAUCCAGGCCAUUGCCCAAACUGACUUCUUCUUUCCCCGUGAAACAGAGGAUACUCUUCGGAGCAUAAAGAAGCACAUAGAGGUCAUUGAGAAAGCUUGUUCACAGUUUUCUCAAGACAACCUUUAUGCUGCCAUACAAGUAGAGGUGGAGGAAAAAGAAGGCAAUCAUGAGGAUGUUGAGGAGCAUACAGAAGUUGUCACGGAAAGCUCCCAUGAUAAUCACGAUCAAGUGUAUCCUCUGGUGGUAGAUCACAGCUUUCCCCAUUUCCGCUCUAACAUGCUGGGUCCGAGCGAGGAGAUGCAAGCUGAACUUAUUGAGAACCUUGCAUGGCAACUUGCUCUCCAAUCCGUUAUGGAAUAAGAAGAGAGAGAAAGGGGUGGGGCAAGAAGUUGUGGAGGAUGAGGAAGAAAUCAAAUAAGAGGAAGUUCUUGAUCUUUUCCAAGGAGAGAGACCACAUUUUGAAGAAGGAAGGGGGGUUGAAGAAGCGAGUGGUGUCCAGGCUGAGGAUGAAGUUGAGGUGGAAGAGGCUUGCACCGGCCGUAUAAUACAAGUAAUAUCCCCACCAAACUUCGAGGAACUUCUUAGCAAGGACCCAUUUGCAGUGUCUCUUUGCCAGACCAAGGCCACAUCGACAUCGUUCCCUCUUAGUGGACGCGAUGAUGGUCAGUCGAUACGGUUAUAUUUGGUUUGGGGCAAUGAGACAAGAGAAUAAACAAAGAUGAGGUCU